Molecule: messenger RNA, 450 nt
Organism: Helobdella robusta
Lineage: Eukaryota; Metazoa; Annelida; Clitellata; Rhynchobdellida; Glossiphoniidae
Exons: 2
Coding region: 1-450 (149 amino acids)
Source: RefSeq, a predicted model, not a curated record
AUGAACAAUAAUUAUAACAAUGUUAUCACCAACAAUAUUGAUGAUGUAAACAACAAUCAUACCAAUGGUGACAACCUUAACAACAACAUCAACAACACCAACAACAACAUCAACAAUAAUAACAACAACAACACUGUAGAUACCAAUGCUACAACCCACAGCGCAAAUAUCAGUUGCAAUUGGAACAUCAUCAAUAGUGACAACCCUAACAACAACAUCAACAACACCAACAACAACAUCAACAACAACAGCAUCAACAAUAACAACAACAACAACAACAACAACAGUGUCAACACCGUAGAUACCAACGCUAUAACCCACAGCGCAAAUAUCACUUGCAAAUGGAACAUCAUCACAAGAAGCAAGAAGAACCACAGCGAUGAUAAUAAUAAUAAUAACGUUAACAACAACAAUAAUAAUAAUAAUAAUAACGUUUUUAAAUAUUGUUAA